This is a messenger RNA of Gymnogyps californianus (California condor), 4231 nucleotides long. RefSeq names its product bone marrow stromal cell antigen 1 (gene BST1). Gene Ontology annotation, molecular function: phosphorus-oxygen lyase activity; NAD+ nucleosidase activity. Gene Ontology annotation, cellular component: plasma membrane. Gene Ontology annotation, biological process: positive regulation of B cell proliferation. The transcript is spliced from 9 exons. Lineage: Eukaryota; Metazoa; Chordata; Aves; Accipitriformes; Cathartidae. The record is from RefSeq and is a predicted model, not a curated record. Bases 69 to 1019 code for a protein of 316 amino acids.
UUAAAUUGUAUCAUUUAACUCUCUUUUUUUUUUCCUUUUUAUUAAAGAACUUGGGUUGUCAAGAAUUCAUGAUGAAGAGCCUUUUUUUGUCUCUCUUACUUGUCUCUGUUCUAUUUAUGAACAGCUUCUCAGAAGUGCAGGGAAAGAAAUGGAAAGGUGAAGGUACAACGCAAAACCUGGAAAGUAUUGUCAUUGGAAGAUGCUAUGACUAUAUUAGAACUGUGAAUCCUGCUGUUGGUGAGAAGAAUUGUUCAGAGAUAUGGGAAGCAUUUAAAAAUGCAUUUAUUAACAAGGAUCCUUGCAGCAUUCUACCUAAGGACUAUGAAUUAUUUAUCAACCUGUCAUUGCAUACAAUUCCACCUAACAAGUCUCUCUUCUGGGAAAAUAAUCAGCUGCUAGUCAAUAGCUUUGCUGGCAAAGGCCGUCGCUACAUGUCUCUGGGUGAUACUCUGUUUGGCUUCUUUGGAGAUUUUCUAAACUGGUGUGGGCAGGCAAACAGCUCUGGACUGGACUAUGAAUCCUGCCCUACCACGGAGGAAUGUGAAAACAACGCGGUGGAAUCUUUCUGGAGGAUGGCCUCAAUCACUUAUGCGCAGCACAGUUCUGGGGUGAUACACGUCUUGUUGAAUGGUUCUGCAGUCGGAGGAGCUUAUCCAGACCCAGGUUUUUUUGCAGAUUAUGAAAUACCUAAUCUCCAGAAAGACAAAAUCUCACAAAUUGUCAUCUGGGUUGUGGAUAAUAUUGAAGGACCAGAUAUAGAUUCCUGUGGAACUCAUACUGUAAAGAUAUUAGAAAACAGGCUGAAAACCCUUGGUUAUGAUGUCACCUGCACUGACAAUUACAAGUCUGUAAUGUUCUUACUCUGCCUGGAUUAUCCUGAUGAUUCUAAGUGUACCCUUUCAUCAUCUGCACCAGCAGCACAAAGAGGACCUAUAUCUUCAGACAGAGGAGGCAGCUGGAACAAGCUCAUGUUUGUUUCUUUUGCAGGCUUUUUGUUCAGAUUUGCUUUAGUGUACUAAGUUAAUCAACUGAAUCCAUAUCCUCUGUUUGCCUUAGCUGGCUAUAAAUUUGGCUGCAACUAAUUUCUAACUGCGAUUUCACCCUACUUCUGGGACUGGCAAACCUGCAUAUUAAAACCCUGCAUUCUUCUAUCUAGAUACCAACUACUUUUAGUAUCAAAAAUUAUUCUGCUGCUGCUGCUAGAAAGCCUCACCCUUCAUUUGCUUUUCUGGAAUAGAAGAAAUUUGCUAUUUCCUCUUAUCCUUAUUCUCCAGAAUUAAACUGAGAAUAGUACUUCCUGUGCACAUAUUUCAGAAAGAAAAGUGAAACUAUGCCUGUCAUACAGCUCCCACACAGCUUACUUGUUCAUAAAAACAAUCCUAGCAUUUGGCCUUGGAAACCAAGUGUCUGAUUAUCGUGUUUUGGGAAGGAGAAAUAUGAAUUCAGAUGGGAGAGAGCUCAGAUUGCUCACUUGGUACAAGAUACAAUAGGUGAGACAGUGGAAAAAUUAAACAUAUUUUCAUAAGUGGUCCAGUACUUGGGCCAAACUUACCUGAAACUAUCAUACAGUGAGAUUCUGGCUUACAUACUUGCAUACAGUAUUUUACCACAUAAUACCGAUUGCUUCGUCAUCCACACAGCUGUUCCUUAGCUGGCUGUUUCCUGGCCACUGGAUAGCCAGUAGUCAGGAAUACUAGGUCUAGAAAGUUCCAUAGGUUUUCCACCAUGAUGUGAUGGUUGAUCACCAUGAUGUGAUUUAUGGCAUAUCAAAUUCAGACGAGAACCUGCCAAGUCAGACAUCUGCCUGCUUGCAGUGAACUCAUUAGCAUGCUUCAGAAUAUAUUGAAGAGAGCGCACAUGCUAUCUUGAAGGUGUCUUGAGUUACUUCUGUGAAUUUCUAAGUGUUCCAGCUAGAUGCUCCUCUAAACCACCAAGACAUCCAGCUACCAAGAUGACACAUAAAUCUUUGGGAAAAAAUAGCUGUUAUUCUAGAAAAUAACUUCAAUUAGAAUUUUAUUGCACAUUCUCUGUUAGCUUCUGUAGUAUUCAUUUGUGUUUGUAUUAGCUGAUUGUCAGGAAACUGGGAUAGGAUGUUCCUGUUAUCUCAGUGCAUCUGAUUUAGGACUCCAUAGUAGAUUUACAUCCUUUCAGUCCCUGGUACAACUAUAUCAUGUUGUAUGUCUGAAAGAUAAAAUAUCUAAAAUAUGUUGUUGUUGCUUAUUUGUCUGGCUUCCAUUCCUGUAAUAAUCUUUAAUUUGGUUUUAAUGCAGAUGCCUUUAUAUUACACACAUAGUUGCGUUUGCCUGUGUCACAGCUGGGUUUAGGCUCCAGCUUGAAGGAUUUUUGUGUCUGUUUCAGACACUUGCAAAAGUACUGAAAUCAGAAGUUACAGACCUUUGAAAAUCCGGGCUGUAUUACACCUCAAAAUUGUUCCCUACCUAUGCUGAAACAUUAGUCCUUUGAUUAGUUCCUUCAACAUCCUCCUCAUUUUUAUUGCUUGUUUGAUGCUGUCCUUAACAGCAGCAGCCAGAAUAAUGAGAGGUAUCUGUUUGUAACACAGACACAGCUCAGAUGAUAACUAAACCCAAGCAAUUUUGAUCAGUCUUCUAUUUGUCCACAGCAGAUCACAUCAUGACACAUUUUGGACCGCAGGCUGUAGAGAAAGUGCAUAUGAGGCUCACAGAUAGGUGUCCAAGCCAUCGUUUGGUUUAGCGUUGUCCUACCCACUGACCUGUAUAUUAUAGUGUGUGCGGGGUUCAGACAAUAGCUUAAUACCAUUAACAAGCCAUAUGCCUAUUAGGCAACUUCCACCCACAAGUGAAGCAUCCCAGCUGGCCAACUUUUGCUUUCCAGCCUCUGGAAGUGCUAAAUAAUUCUGUUUUGAAAAAACAGUAAAAUACAAAGUAGGAGAGAUAACGAUUCAAAUAAUUUGAGGUUAUUUACUGCUUAACCUUAUAUGAAGAACAACACGCUUAGAAACCUCUUGCAGUGUUUUCUUAUUUCUAAUGUUCUUGCCUCUUUUCCCAUUACUUCAACUCGGUAGCAAAGACAGCAAUUUUGUUUCCAAUAUCUUUUGAAUAAAAUGUCUCAAACUUGCUGGAAAAGCUUGGGAAGGUCUGUAAAGAUUUUUAGCUAACCAACUAAUAUAGCUGGGAAAAAAAAGAAGGCAAAGUUUUAGAUACAUAGGCUUCCUGAGAUCUUGAAGGCAGCAAAUUUCAAGCUGAGUGUGGAUCGUUUGUUCUGAGUUUAAUGUAAUGGUUUUAGUCUGUGCAAAAGAACAGUGUGACUGGCAUCUCGGAAGCAGAGGGGCAGAAGAAGUGUCAGCAAAGCGAGAAACAAUAAAGUCAUUUGUUACUCCCAGAGGGAGGGAGAGACAUGAAGAAAAAGUUGUGAGCAAGAGAAUCCCUUAUAUCUCUCUUUUUUAUUUCUACAUCUACAAAGUGUAUGAACAGUGCUAUUUACACAUAUAUUUUACACUUAUGUGGUGAGAAUCAGCUAGGUAUGCCUGUGCUCUGUCUUGCACACUCGGUAAAUGCUCUGAUUAGCAAUGUCUCAUGUAAGAGCUGUGCCAAAUUUGGAGAAAUCCUAAUGUCCAAAAGGCAUCUGCCCUUCUCUGUAAACUCAUGCAAGCCUCGUAAUGUUCAGCAGGAUGCUUCAAAUACAGAUUCAAAAUGUUUCAGUUGUUCAUACUUGUACUAGCAGUACUGCAAAAACAGCUGUCUCCAGACCUGAAUUCAAGGGGGAAAAUGUUUCAUAUGAAAACAUUAUGUAUGUCACUUCAUUUUGAAUCCAGUUGGAUGCCACAAUCCUGUGUAGAUCUGUUAAUAUCCAACUACUUAUGGCAAAUGCAAGCAUCAUGUAAAGGAGCAUUACAAGGUGCUCUGCAUUUCUGCAGACAGACCUGUGGAAGCUAUCGAUACUAAGGUAGUAUUUCCUGUCUUUGCCCGUUUUGUGGACCACUUAAGAACUCAGUUAUGUCACGCUCUUCAUUCCUAUAUAGAAAUAAAUAUAAUCUCCCCUUCUGCUAACCUACUUUUUUUUUCUGCUGCAUGCGUUCCAGUCGUAUGACAAAAGCUGAACUCUAAUUCAGAGUAAUUCCUUUUUUCAGCAUGUAUGUGCAUGCACAUGUAUACAUCUGCUCAUACCUGCUCUGUCUACUUUUAAAUGCAAACUCUUGAGUGCUCUGGAGUAAGAAGUUAUGAGAAUAAAGCAAGGACAACUUGUUUACCUC